Messenger RNA from Spathaspora passalidarum NRRL Y-27907, 1632 nucleotides. Its product is annotated as cleavage polyadenylation factor subunit. The record is from RefSeq and is a predicted model, not a curated record. Lineage: Eukaryota; Fungi; Ascomycota; Pichiomycetes; Serinales; Debaryomycetaceae. The coding region runs from base 1 to 1632 and encodes 543 amino acids. Gene Ontology annotation, cellular component: mRNA cleavage and polyadenylation specificity factor complex. Gene Ontology annotation, molecular function: protein binding. The transcript has a single exon.
AUGUAUAACAGCCAAAACAAUUCACAUGGGUAUCUGAAUUCCCAAACCAAUGGGAAUCAUGGGGUGCGAAAUGACCCGUCAAACCGACUGGCAUACCAACAAAAUAUUGAACAACAACUAGCAUCACAAGAUUCUAAGAAAACAUCAUAUAGAAGAACACUAGACCAUGGGAACAACAUGGGACGAUGGUACAUCUCCAAGAGCUUGGGAUUAAGUAAAAGACAACAGAGAAUUGGGAAGGUCCGACCAGAAUCGUCCUAUCUCAUCGAUUUCUUGCCCAGUUUGGCAUACUCUAGUUUCAUGAAUUUAAACCGACGCAAUAACGGCAAUAAUAUGGCUGUUAUGGAUAUAGAAACCAAGUUUGUUCAUUUGUCGCUGAAUAAAGUUAAGCAUACUAUAAAUACUGUCAAGUGGACCCCCGAGGGAAGACGGUUAAUUGUAGCAUCGCACAGUGGUGAGUUUACGUUGUGGAAUGGGAUGACGUUUAAUUUUGAAACCAUUAUGCAAGCUCAUGAAUCACCUAUUUUAGCUUUGCAGUACUCUCACAAUGACGAAUGGUUACUAAGUGGAGAUCAAAGUGGUACGAUCAAGUAUUGGCAGCCCAAUUUCAACAAUGUCAACAACUUGACUGGUCAUUCCAGUGGAAUUCGUGAUAUUGCCUUCUCGCCCAACGAUUCGAAAUUCUUAACCUGUGCUGAUGAUUCCACCAUCAAAAUUUGGAAUUUUAAUAAUGGGAAAGAAGAACGGACAUUAACGGGUCACCAUUGGGAAGUUAAAUCGGCUGAUUGGCAUCCUGAUUUAGGAUUAAUUGUCAGUGGAUCCAAAGAUAAUUUGGUGAAAUUGUGGGACCCGCGGGCAUCUACUUGCAUAACCACUUUGCACGGGUUCAAACAUACUGUAAACAAAACCAGAUUUCAACCAGCAGGAACCGCGAGAUUGUUAGCAUCAGUAUCGCGAGAUCGUUCAUGUAGAGUUUUUGAUUUACGAACUAUGAAAGAUAUGCUUGUUUUGAGAGACCAUGAAACAGAUUUAUCCUGUGUGGCAUGGAACCCUGUUCAGGCAUCCUUAUUGACCACUGCUGCUUAUAAUGGAUCCAUGAAUCAUUAUUUAUUGGAUUCUUAUAUUCCCGAUUCUAACCCAAGCAUACCUAAACGAAACACGUCUACAUUCACUACAGCACCCACUAUGGAUUCCGUGCAUAAGAUUCCAUUUGCUCAUGAAAAAGCGAUCCAUGCAUUGGAGUAUCAUCCUAUGGGUCACAUAUUGUGUUCGGCAGGUACCGACAAAACCGCGAGAUUUUGGUGUCGUGCAAGACCAAAUGAUCCCAUGCAAUAUAAGGAUCCAAUCUACACUGAUGAUAAACAAGGUGCAUGGUACUAUGCGGUUAAUAAUAGUGUUAACGCCGUCAUGGAGGAUCCCUCUACUGCUUCUGCUACUUCUGGUAGUACUGCUGCUACUUCUGCGCUUGACUCGCUAGCUCAUGAAGAUAAACGGGAAAGAUCUGCUACUCCUAUAGUAACCAUUCCUGGUUUACACAUUCCCGGAUUGAGUAGCAACUACUCGAACGAAUCGCCUGGCAAUGGGAGUACUCCCAAGAAUGGAACAAUUCCGGGAUUAAGAGGACAUUACUAA